AUGGUGCGCAUCAAGGAGCGCUACAUCCUGGUCAACAUCCUCUAUCCACGCUCGCCGACUGAAAAGAGCAGCGUUCCCGACUUUGUUGCCUUCCGCCAGCCUACCCAAAACGAUCUGACGCCACAGCUGCUUCUGCGCGCUAUCAAGAACGAAGUCUUUGCCCUGUUUGGCGACUGUGGCGCCGGUGCCGUCGAGCGUACACUAUCUGUCAAAUACCUGUCCAAGACAACCUCCACAGCCAUCUUGCGCAUCACUCGCGAGCAUCUGCGCUAUGUCUGGACUGCCCUGACCUUUAUGCGCCACGUGCCCAUCCGCGGCGGCAGACCAUGCAUCUUCCGCGUUGCCCAUGUUAGCGGCACCAUCCGCAAGGUCGAGGAGGAGGCCAUCCGGCAGUCGCGGGCCCUGGUACUGGCCACAAAGGCUCACGUAGCCGGCCAGACCGCUUCGGCCUUUGAUCUGCUCACCAAGACUGCAGCCAAGGACCCUGCCGCCGUGGCCCUGGACGCGGACGAAAGCGGAGAUGAAGAGGGCAGCGAAAGUGAAGACACAGACGACGGAGUAGAGCUGGCCGACAUGGACGAUGACGACUACGGCAAACAAGACGGCGCCGACCGAAGCUGA
Molecule: messenger RNA, 621 nt
Organism: Grosmannia clavigera kw1407
Lineage: Eukaryota; Fungi; Ascomycota; Sordariomycetes; Ophiostomatales; Ophiostomataceae
Product: rpp14 protein family
Exons: 2
Coding region: 1-621 (206 amino acids)
Biological process (GO): tRNA 5'-leader removal
Cellular component (GO): ribonuclease P complex
Source: RefSeq, a predicted model, not a curated record